AUGGGCGCGUUCAAAGUGCUGAUGUGGAAGCACUACGUGGUGCGCAAGCGCCGGUUUAUACAGACGUUCGUGGAGUUCAUGACCCCUAUAUCGCUAGUGCUGGGCAUCUUCGUGCUCAAGGAUCCCAUGCAGAGGAAGACUGAGACCGACCUCGGUACAGAGCUGCCGGUUUCGAGUUUUUCCUUGGAAAGUACGAAUCCGCCAACAGGAAUACUGUACACUCCAGAUUCUGAAGCUUCCCACAGACUGAUGGAAGAAGUCACACAUAUUUUAUCCGAAAACAAUUCAACAGGUUACCCCAGACUGCAUGUGAGAAGUUUGGCAUUCCCUCACGUAGCCCUAGCUGUGGAGGCGCUGUUCUUAGUGGGAAGUAAAUCUAAAGAAGUUUUAGCCAUGGUGGAGUUUGAGAACAUGACAGGCAGGAAGCUACCCGAUAUGUUGAAGUAUACAAUAAGAAUGAAAGCACUGCUUUCUCGAAGACCCAACGUUAAAUUUCAGAGGUUGUUCGAGAAAUUUGAAAAUGUACCGCAAUCGUUCUUACCUCUGCAAUGGGCCAUUGACUCCAGCUAUAUGAAAUUAAAGUCAAAUUCUGGAAGAAUAAUGCAGAAAAUAUUCUUCGAGCCACUUUCAGAAGUUCCUUUGAAGGCGAAACUGAACAAAACAUUCGUUAGCACUGUCUUCUACCUGCUGACUUAUGUGUCUUUCGGAGCUCCUAUGCUGCCCUUUGUUUUCUUGAUGAAUCGCCUCUUAGAAGAAAGAGCUACAGGCAUACAGGAGCUUGUAAAGAUGGUAGGUGUCACGCCGACAAUGCUUGGGAUCACGCAUUUCCUCAACUCGCUGCCACCCUGUCUGAUCUACUGCUUCGGCAGCAUCUUACUGAUGAAAGCCACAGACACUCCCAUGGUGCCAGCGUCCAAUGUUGUCAUACUCUUCAUCGGUCAGUUCUUGCAUUUCAUGAGUAUGAUCGCUAUGGCUUACGCUUGUAGCCAUAUUUCCGGAGACGACCAGCACACGGUGUCCUUGGCUUUGUUCUCGUACAUCGGGAUGUGGAUCCCAAUCCGGCUGCUGGGCCAUUCGAGCAAGUCUGACAUCUUCCUCUUCUUCCACGGACUAUGUCCUCAUUGUCCAAGCUACUGGUUCCUGAAUGAAGGUCUGGUUUCUGAAGUAAGGCAUGAAACUGGUUUACAAUUUAGUACAAUCCACGUCCGACAGACCAUCUACCAGGACGGCAGUAGGAACGCCAGCGUGCUCGUCAGUUUCAUUAUGCAACUCAUUCAGAUCUCUUAUAUGUACCUGAUCUCCUGGUUCCUGGAGAAAGUCAGGCCUGGCAAGUAUGGGAUUGCGCUGCCUUGGAACUUUUUUCUUCAGAAAGAAUAUUGGUCUGGAAAGUUUUAUAAACCUCCAGAAGUUGUGUCUGAUACCACAGCACCUUACGAUCCUGACUAUCAGAAAUAUUUUGAGUAUUCACCGAAAAACAUGUUGGCUAGCAUUCAAAUCAAAAACGUUUCAAAGAUAUUUGAAUCUGGCGAUAAGAGGUUUCAGGCUCUAAACAACGUCACCCUAGAAAUUUAUAAGGGGGAGAUCACGGUGCUCCUAGGCCACAAUGGAGCUGGAAAAACUACUCUUAUUUCGAUUAUAACAGGAAUGAUAAAUCCAACUUCAGGUAAAAUUUACGUGAAUGGAAUGGAUACUGUUACUCGACAGGCUGAUGUAAGAAAACAGUUGGGAUUCUGUCCUCAACACAAUCUGUUUUUUCCCGAUUUGACAGUUUUGGAGCAUUUAAUGUUCUUCUCUUUGAUCAAAGGUGGAACAUUCGAAGAAGCAAGAUUAUCAUCGUACUCGCUGAUGGAACAACUAGACUUGGUGGCUCAUGCUGGUAAAAAGACCACGCAGCUGUCCGGAGGUUUGCUUCGAAGACUUCAACUGGGAUGUGCUCUGUGUGGCAACGCUAAUGUUCUCAUCUUAGACGAACCCACGUCAGGAUUGGAUGUUGAAGCUAGACGGGAGCUUUGGGAUAUGCUACUGUCUCUCCGUGGAGAUCGAGCCCUUGUGCUGACUACUCACUUUAUGGAAGAGGCGGAUGUUUUGGGAGAUCGUAUCGCUGCCUUGCAUCUCGGGAAACUACGCUGCCACGCCACACCAAUGUUCCUUAAGAAAGCCGUUGGCUCAGGAUUCCGAGUAAACAUAACGACUGUCCAGGAACCUGAUGUGGAGAAAAUCUCACGUCUCUUGAAAGAGAUGGAUGAAAGGGUAGUCCUUAAUGACAGAUCGAUGAACACACUGACAUACACCCUACCAGCUGAAGUGCAUUUGCCAACUAUCUUCAAGACGUUAGAGACAAGCAAACAAGCUUUGGAUAUUGAGUGUCUUGGUAUUGGUGUCACUACUCUGGAAGAAGUGUUUUUAGAGUUAUGCUGUGAUGUGGAUACGAGUGCAAGACGAGAAGUUAAUGGAUCGGAAACACCACCGGUUUUCACACGUGUAACAGGAUCCCAACUCAUUCUUCGACAGACAAAAGCAUUAUUCAAGAGGCAAUUUGACUAUACUAUGGCUAAGAAAUAUGCUUUCGUUAUUUUACACAUCAUUAUGCCGUUCGUUCUUUGCACCAGUUUGACGCAAAUCUUCAAUAUACUCGAUAGUGAAAGAAACAAAGACCUGUCUUUGAACUUGGAUAUGUAUUCUGAAACUGGGCUGAACAAAGCCAUUUACAAUAUCAGAAGUCGCGGAACGGAAAAAGUUAUGGCUACAUUCAAAUACACUUACCCUUUCUACACGUUUACGAACAUAAAGGAUAUGCCUUUUGUUCAUUCCCUAAAUUUGGCAUCCAAAAUUGUCGGAAGGACCGUCUGGAACGAGUAUGCGGUUGGCAUAGCAAUAAAUGACACUUCAGCAAUAGUUUUUUACAUGCCAGGGCUGAAGCACAGUAUACCAGUGGGAUUAAACCUUUUAAGUAACGUCCUUUCCAACCAAAAGCUACCUUCCAGUCACGGAAAGACCAUAGUAACAAUGAUUACAAAUAACUGGCCUGUUCUCUCGAAGCCUUACCAUGUGCCAAAAACGAAGAUCAAUUGCUCGCUUUUUGCUAUUUUCAAUAUUUGUACACUGGUAGCAACAACGAUCAGCGACUUAACCCUGCCGUGCAAGGAGCGACUGACGGUAGCUCGACACAUCCACAUCAUGGCCGGCUGUUCACCGUUGCUGUACUGGCUGGUAACCUUCCUCUACCACAUGGCUGGAUACGUCUGCUUCUGCUGUACCGCCACUCUUGUUGCUGCUGCGUUCUUCGACAAUGAUCGCACUUUAGACGAUAAGGGGGCAUUGGUUGCAAUAUUCGUAGUGGUAACUUUGAGUGGAAUGAACACUUAUGCCUUCAUGUACUUCAUCAGCUUCUGUUUUACCGAGAGGACAGCCAGUUUGCUGCUCGUUGGAUUUGUCACCGUAUUUGGAUUCCUAACACCAAUUCUAAUCUUGGCAUUAGAAGAUCUGAAAACCAGUUCUGAAGAGACGGUGUACAAGAAGAUAAUGAACCGAGUGGGUCUCUUCAUUCCAGCAUACAUGUUCACAAAGGCACUCAUAGAAGUGACGGAUGUAGCCCGGUUCAACUCAUUUUGCUCGAACAAUAUACACAAGUGCCCAAAUUUAGUGUACUACUCAGAAGGAUUCGAUUCCAACAUUUGUUGUAGCAAAGGAACCGAAACCGAAGGACCAUUUAAAUAUUUCGCUUUCAGUGAUUAUGCUGCUGGUCAAUCAAUAGUGGUUAUAGCUUUGCAAGUUAUUAGUUUUUCGGUUUUGGUUUUACUUAUGGAAUAUGGAGUGUUCAAUUACUUAUGGAAUGUGUUGGGUAAUAAUGUAUGCAAAAGUACAUAUCCUCAUAAAAGAUUUUAUUGCCCAAAUGUGAAAGAGGAAACUGCGUAUGUCACCAAAAGUUUUGAAAGAGUAAAACCCGGCAGAUAUGGAAUACUACUAGUAGAUAAAGCUUGGAAGGUGUAUAGAGGUCUGUGUGGCAGACAGACGUUUGCAGUAAAAGGAGAAAGCUUUGCAAUUAAAAAAGGAGAAUGUUUCGGUAUACUAGGUUUAAAUGGAGCUGGAAAAACGACAACAUUCAAAUUAAUUAGUAGGGAAGAAUCUCUAACGUCGGGAAAGAUAUUCGUCGCCGGGCACUACUCAAAGACGCACAAUGCCCAGUACCUCCGUUCAAUGGGGUACUGCCCUCAGUUCUGCGGUCUAGACGACUUCCGAUCAGGGAAUGCCAAUAUUCGUCUACUCCUCAUUCUUCGAGGGUUAAAAGAAGAAGACGUGAAGAGAGAAACAGCUGCUUGGCUUGAAGUGGUUGGAAUGACAAAGCACGCCCAUCGCAAAGUCUGCGGCUACAGCGGUGGCAUGGUGCGACGCUUGGCGACUGCAUCAGCGCUCUGCGGCGAUGCUCCUCUGUCGUUGUUGGACGAACCCACUGCUGGGGUGGACACGGCUGCGAGGAGGCUCGUGUGGGCUGCGCUCCAGCGGGGACUUAGCCACGGCCGCGCCAUUGCUAUGUCUUCGCACUGCAUGGACGAAAUGGAGCGACUAUGCAAACGGGUGACAAUACUGAGUGUUGGAGAAAUGUCAGUGUUGGGAACACCGCAGGCCCUCAAGGAGAAAUAUGCGUCGGGGCACAGCAUCGUGUUCAAACUACACGCGGAUGUGGUGCAAAGUUUAACGGGCCCAGACAGGGUGCUUCAUUUACAAAGAACUGUGGAACGAACGUUUAAUUGUUCAAUGAAAGAUAGACAUUUAACAUCCCUACAUUACCGCAUCCACGAGAAGAUGAUGUACAGUGACAUCUUCGACCGGAUGGAGGCCGUGAUGAGCGAGUUCAAUGACCUCAUCGAGGACUACUCCGUGUCAGACACCACCUUGGAAGACGUGUUCCUGCAGUUUGCGGCCGAUGGCGACAGGACCCCUCCUAUGUCGAGGAAUUCCAGCGCUAAAGCUGAACGCGCAACGCAAUCAACGAUGAAUUACAAUUUGGAUAGAUAAUUUAGUAUUCUAAUUAUUUAUUAUAAUUUACAUUUUUAAUUAAUACAAUAUUUUAAGUCUACAUCUUCCUUUUCUUCUUCAGCGUGUAUUAACUACUUAUUAAACUUUAUUUCUUUAGGUACGAUAGUUGGUAAGAUAUUUGAAAGACUCUUGCAGCCCGUACUGGCGAAUAACUUCCAAAUCAGCGACGCUCAGUUUGGUUUUCGUCCUGGGCUCUCAACGGAUUCUGCGAUCUUAAGUCUCAAAUAUACUGUUGACUAUUAUGUUAAUAGGGAUACAUCAGUAUACGCCUGUUUUUUGGACUUAAGUCGUGCGUUCGAUCUCGUCAAUUAUGACGUGUUAUGGAGCAAACUCGCUAGGUCCAACACUCCGAAAGAGGUCAUUAAUCUGUUUAGAUUCUGGUACGAAAACCAAACCAACUGUGUGAGAUGGGGCGACGUACUGUCUAGUGAGUAUAGACUAGAUUGUGGCGUACGCCAAGGGGGGCUGACGUCUCCGGACCUUUUUAAUCUCUAUGUCAACGACCUUAUCGAGGAGCUGAGAGGCUCCGGUGUUGGUUGCCAUAUUGGGAACCUGUGCGUUAACAAUCUGAGCUAUGCUGAUGACAUGGUGCUUCUCAGCCCCUCGAUAAACGGAUUGCGAAAACUCCUAGCUGUCUGUGAAAGGUAUUCAAAAUUGCACGGUCUGUUGUACAAUACCUUGAAGACAGAAAUGCUGGUGUUUAAAGCUGGUAAAGGUCCGGCGACGGUUCCGCCGGUAUUUCUGGAUGGCUCGCCGGUGCGGGUUGUGGAGACUUUCAAAUACUUGGGACAUAUCCUCACUGAUAGUCUCAAUGAUGACGCGGACUUGGAGAGAGAGCGCCGGGCGCUUGCGGUCAGGUGUAAUAUGCUCGCGCGCAGGUUCGCACGUUGUUCGAAUGAAGUGAAGGUCACUUUAUUCAAAGCAUUUUGCCAGUGUUUUUAUUA
This is a messenger RNA of Pectinophora gossypiella (pink bollworm), 5981 nucleotides long. Its product is annotated as phospholipid-transporting ATPase ABCA3-like. Gene Ontology annotation, biological process: lipid transport; transmembrane transport. The coding region runs from base 1 to 5016 and encodes 1671 amino acids. The record is from RefSeq and is a predicted model, not a curated record. Lineage: Eukaryota; Metazoa; Arthropoda; Insecta; Lepidoptera; Gelechiidae. Gene Ontology annotation, cellular component: membrane; intracellular membrane-bounded organelle. Gene Ontology annotation, molecular function: ATP binding; lipid carrier activity; ABC-type transporter activity. The transcript is spliced from 32 exons.